GUCAGCAGAAAGGAACUUCGAAAUGGGACAGAAAUUGGAUCCACUGGAGCCAUGCGUACUUCUUGUAAGACCUCACCUCCUGGAGUCACCUUCCAAUAAAGGCCAGCCAGCAGAACACCCACACCAAAGUCAGUACGGAGCACAACAAGGAAUGUCUCAUAAACAUUUCCAAAUACAAGUUUUCCCUGGUCAUCAGUGGUCUCACUAAUAUCUUAAAAAAUGUUAAUAACAUGCGAAUAUUUGGAGAAACUGCUGAAAAGAAUUUAUAUCUAUCUCAACUGAUUAUCUUGGAUACACUGGAAAAAUGUCUGGCAGGGCAACCAAAGGAUACCAUGCGACUAGACGAGACCAUGCUGGUAAAACAGUUGCUGCCAGAAAUCUGCCACUUCAUCCACACUUACCGUGAAGGGAACCAGCAUGCAGCUGAACUACGUAAUUCUGCCUCUGGGGUUCUAUUUUCUCUUAGCUGCAAUAACUUUAAUGCUGUGUUCAGCCGCAUUUCCACCAGAUUACAGGAACUGACUGUUUGUUCAGAAGAUAAUGCUGAUGUUCAUGAUAUUGAACUUUUACAGUACAUCAGUGUGGAUUGUGCAAAACUAAAACGACUCUUGCAAGAGACUGUAUUCAAGUUUAAAGCCCUUAAGAAAGUAGCUCAGUUAGCUGUUAUCAACAGUCUUGAAAAGGCAUUUUGGAACUGGGUGGAAAACUAUCCUGAUGAAUUCACAAAGCUGUAUCAAACGCCACAGACUGAUAUGGCUGAUUGUGCGGAGAAGUUGUUUGACUUAGUGGAUGGCUUUGCUGAAAGCACAAAACGUAAAGCAGCAGUUUGGCCACUGCAAAUCAUACUCCUGGUCCUGUGUCCAGAGAUAAUCCAAGAUAUAGCAAAGGAUGUGGUAGAGGAAACUAAAAUGAACAAGAAACUGUUCCUGGACAAUCUCAGGAAAGCGCUUGCAGGCCACAGUGGGAGCAGACAGCUGACUGAAAGUGCUGCUAUUGCUUGUGUUAAACUGUGCAAAGCAUCUACCUACAUCAACUGGGAAGAUAAUUCGGUCAUCUUCCUACUUGUGCAGUCCAUGGUAGUAGAUCUUAAGAAUUUGCUGUUUAAUCCAAGCAAACCUUUUUCAAGAGGCAAUCAGAAUGCAGAUGUAGACCUUAUGAUUGACUGCUUGGUUUCCUGCUUCCGCAUAAACCCUCAUAAUAACCAACACUUCAAGAUCUGCUUGGCACAGAAUUCCCCAUCAACAUUUCAUUAUGUACUGGUAAACUCGCUCCACCGAAUAAUCACAAAUUCGGCGCUGGACUGGUGGCCCCGGAUCGACGCGGUGUACUGCCACUCCGUGGAGCUGCGCAGCAUGUUCAGCGAGACGCUGCACAGGGCAGUGCAGGGCUGCGGGGCGCACCCCCCCAUCCGCAUGACCCCGAGUCUUACGUUUAAGGAGAAAAUGACAAGCCUUAAAUUUAAAGAAAAACCUACUGACUUGGAAACCAGAAGCUACAAGUUCUUGCUGUUGUCCUUGGUAAAACUGAUCCAUGCUGAUCCAAAGCUUUUGCUGUGUAAUCCAAGGAAGCAAGGGCCUGAGACCCAAGGUAGCACGGCGGAGUUGAUUACAGGCCUUGUCCAGCUCGUCCCGCAGUCUAGCAUGCCGGAUAUAGCACAAGAAGCCAUGGAGGCCUUGCUAGUUCUUCACCAGUUAGACAGCAUUGACUUGUGGAACCCUGAUGCACCUAUAGAAACAUUCUGGGAAAUAAGUUCACAAAUGCUUUUUUAUAUCUGCAAGAAACUAACUAGCCAUCAGAUGCUCAGCAGUACAGAAAUCCUCAAGUGGCUGCGAGAGAUUCUCAUCUGCAGGAAUAAAUUUCUUCUGAAAAACAAACAAUCAGAUAGGAGUUCCUGCCACUUGCUCUUCCUUUAUGACGUCUCUGGGGGUGGCACUAGUCAGAUUUCUCUUGACCAUGAAGAGAUGAUACGCUGUGCUCCAGGAGCUACCCUCAGGAAAGGGAAAGGGAAUUCUUCCAUGGAAAGCACAGCGGGAUGCAGCGGAACGCCCAUUUGUCGCCAAGCCCAGACAAAAUUGGAAGUCGCCUUGUACAUGUUCCUGUGGAGCCCGGAUAUCGAGGCAGUCCUCGUUGCCAUGUCCUGUUUCCGUCACCUCUGCGAGGAAGCGGAUAUCCGAUGUGGAGUAGAUGAAGUCUCAGUGCAUAAUUUUUUGCCAAACUACAAUACAUUCAUGGAGUUUGCAUCUGUUAGCAAUAUGAUGUCAACGGGGAGAGCAGCUCUUCAGAAGAGAGUGAUGGCGUUGUUAAGACGCAUUGAACAUCCAACUGCAGGCAACACAGAGGCCUGGGAGGAUACACAUGCGAAAUGGGAACAAGCUACAAAGCUAAUCCUUAACUAUCCAAAGACCAAAAUGGAAGAUGGGCAGGUUACUGAAAGCCUCCAUAAGACAAUUGUUAAGAGGCGAAUGUCACACGUCAGUGGGGGAGGCUCCAUAGACUUGUCUGACACAGAUUCUCUGCAGGAGUGGAUCAACAUGACGGGGUUCUUGUGUGCCCUCGGGGGAGUGUGCCUGCAGCAUCGCAGCAACGCAGGGUUGGCAACCUACAGCCCCCCCAUGGGCCCCGUCAGCGAGCGCAAGGGCUCCAUGAUAUCCAUGGUGUCCACCGAGGGCAACGCGGAGACUCCUGUCAGCAAAUUCAUUGAUCGAUUAUUGACUCUGAUGGUCUGUAACCAUGAGAAGGUGGGGCUUCAGAUACGGACUAACAUUAAAGAUCUGGUGGGGUUGGAGCUGAGUCCAGCACUUUAUCCAAUGCUGUUUAACAAAUUGAAGAAUACCAUCAGCAAGUUUUUUGAUUCUCAAGGACAGGUUUUGUUAACUGAGACCAACACACAAUUUGUAGAGCAAACCAUUGCUAUAAUGAAGAAUUUGCUUGACAAUCAUACAGAGGGGAGCUCUGAACAUCUUGGACAAGCCAGUAUUGAGACGAUGAUGCUGAAUCUGGUUAGGUAUGUGCGUGUCCUUGGAAAUUUGGUCCAUGCAAUUCAAAUAAAAACUAAGCUCUGUCAGUUAGUAGAAGUAAUGAUGGAAAGGAGAGAUGAUCUUUCAUUCUGCCAAGAAAUGAAAUUUAGGAACAAAAUGGUGGAAUAUCUGACAGACUGGGUGAUGGGAACAUCUAAUCAAGCAACAGACGAGGAUGUGAAAUGCUUGACAAGAGAUUUGGACCAAGCAAGUAUGGAAGCAGUGGUCUCUCUUCUUGCUGGGCUUCCACUACAGCCUGAAGAAGGAGAUGGUGUUGAAUUGAUGGAAGCGAAAUCUCAGUUAUUUCUUAAAUAUUUCACUUUGUUUAUGAACCUUCUAAACGACUGUAGUGAAGUUGAAGAUGAAAGCUCCCAAACAGGUGGCAGGAAGCGUGGAAUGUCCCGCAGGCUGGCGUCGCUGCGGCACUGCACUGUUCUGGCUAUGUCAAACUUACUCAAUGCAAAUGUGGACAGCGGCCUUAUGCACUCAAUAGGCUUGGGCUAUCAUAAAGACCUCCAAACAAGAGCUACGUUUAUGGAAGUCCUCACCAAAAUUCUGCAGCAGGGAACAGAAUUUGAUACGUUAGCAGAAACAGUGCUAGCAGAUCGGUUUGAGAGAUUGGUGGAGUUGGUUACAAUGAUGGGUGAUCAGGGGGAGCUUCCUAUUGCUAUGGCUUUAGCCAAUGUGGUGCCUUGUUCUCAGUGGGAUGAGCUAGCUCGUGUCCUGGUCACGCUCUUUGAUUCCCGGCACUUGCUCUACCAGCUACUCUGGAAUAUGUUUUCAAAGGAAGUUGAACUUGCAGAUUCCAUGCAGACGCUCUUCCGAGGAAACAGCUUAGCCAGUAAAAUAAUGACUUUCUGUUUUAAGGUAUAUGGUGCUACGUAUUUGCAGAAGCUUUUGGAACCUUUGUUAAGGACUGUGAUCACAUCCCCUGAAUGGCAGCAUGUUAGCUUUGAGGUGGAUCCAACAAGGCUGGAGCCUACAGAAAGCCUUGAAGAGAACCAGCGGAGUCUCUUGCAAAUGACAGAAAAAUUUUUUCAUGCAAUCAUUAAUUCUUCUUCGGAGUUCCCACCACAACUUCGCAGUGUGUGCCAUUGUUUAUACCAGGCAACUUGCCACUCUCUACUGAAUAAAGCUACCGUAAAAGAAAAAAAGGAAAACAAAAAAUCAGUGGUUAGUCAGCGGUUUCCUCAGAACAGCAUUGGCGCCGUCGGGAGCGCGAUGUUCCUUCGGUUCAUCAACCCCGCGAUUGUCUCCCCUUACGAGGCAGGGAUUUUAGAUAAAAAGCCUCCGCCAAGAAUUGAAAGGGGAUUGAAACUGAUGUCAAAGAUACUUCAGAGUAUUGCCAACCACGUCCUGUUUACAAAAGAAGAACAUAUGCGGCCUUUUAAUGAUUUUGUAAAAAGCAAUUUUGAUGCAGCACGAAGGUUUUUCCUUGAUAUUGCGUCUGAUUGCCCAGCUAGUGACACUGUCAAUCACAGCCUGUCCUUCAUCAGCGAUGGCAACGUUCUCGCUUUGCACCGGUUGCUCUGGAACAACCAGGAGAAGAUUGGCCAGUACCUUUCCAGCAACAGGGACCACAAGGCUGUUGGAAGACGACCUUUUGACAAGAUGGCUACUCUCCUUGCCUAUCUGGGUCCUCCUGAGCACAAACCCGUGGCAGACACCCAUUGGUCCAGCUUAAAUCUCACUAGUUCCAAAUUUGAAGAAUUUAUGACCAGGCAUCAGGUACAUGAAAAAGAGGAGUUCAAAGCGCUGAAAACAUUAAAUAUUUUCUACCAAGCUGGGACAUCGAAAGCUGGCAAUCCUGUUUUCUACUACAUUGCUCGGCGAUUCAAGACUGGCCAGAUCAACGGGGACUUGCUGAUCUACCACGUCCUGCUCACCCUGAAGCCAUACUAUGCAAAGCCAUAUGAAAUUGUAGUGGACCUCACACACGCUGGCCCCAGUAAUCGCUUUAAAACAGACUUUCUUUCUAAAUGGUUUGUAGUUUUUCCAGGCUUUGCUUAUGAAAAUGUCUCAGCAGUUUUUAUUUAUAACUGUAACUCUUGGGUCAGAGAAUACACCAAAUACCAUGAAAGGCUCUUGACAGGUUUGAAAGGAAGCAAAAGGCUUAUUUUCAUAGACUCUCCAGGGAAGCUGGCAGAGCACAUCGAACACGACCAGCAGAAACUCCCGGCAGCUACCUUGGCUUUGGAGGAGGACUUGAAAGUAUUUCACAAUGCUCUCAAACUGGCUCAUAAGGACACCAAAGUUUCUAUCAAAGUUGGGUCGACAGCUGUGCAGGUGACGUCAGCAGAGCGAACACGAGUCCUGGGACAAACAGUGUUUUUAAACGAUAUAUACUACGCCUCGGAAAUUGAGGAAAUAUGUCUUGUGGAUGAGAACCAGUUUACCUUAACCAUUGCCAACCAAGGCACACCGCUCACCUUCAUGCAUCAGGAGUGCGAAGCCAUCGUCAGGUCCAUCAUUCACAUCCGGACACGGUGGGAGCUGUCACAGCCAGACUCCAUCCCCCAGCACACUAAAAUUCGCCCCAAGGAUGUCCCUGGGACGCUGCUGAACAUCGCGCUGCUCAACCUGGGGAGCUCAGACCCCAGUCUGCGGUCUGCUGCCUAUAACCUUCUAUGUGCCUUAACCUGUACCUUUAAUUUAAAGAUUGAGGGCCAGUUACUGGAAACUUCAGGUCUGUGUAUUCCUGCCAACAACACGCUAUUUAUUGUAUCUAUUAGUAAGACUCUUGCAGCUAACGAACCACACCUUACCUUAGAGUUCUUGGAAGAGUGUAUUUCUGGAUUUAGCAAAUCUAGUAUUGAACUGAAACAUCUCUGUCUGGAGUACAUGACUCCCUGGCUGUCCAACCUGGUCCGAUUCUGUAAACACAACGACGACGCGAAGCGCCAGCGAGUCACCGCCAUUCUUGAUAAGCUUAUCACAAUGACAAUAAAUGAAAAACAGAUGUAUCCUUCCAUCCAAGCUAAGAUAUGGGGAAGUCUUGGACAGAUAACAGAUCUCCUCGAUGUAGUGCUGGACAGUUUCAUCAAAACUAGUGCCACAGGGGGCUUGGGCUCCAUCAAAGCUGAGGUUAUGGCAGACACAGCUGUAGCACUUGCUUCUGGAAAUGUAAAAUUGGUUUCAAGCAAAGUGAUUGGAAGGAUGUGUAAAAUAAUCGACAAGACUUGCCUGUCUCCAACUCCUACGCUGGAACAGCACCUGAUGUGGGACGACAUCGCAAUUCUGGCGCGUUACAUGCUGAUGCUCUCCUUUAACAAUUCUCUGGAUGUGGCAGCACAUCUGCCCUACCUCUUCCACGUGGUCACUUUAUUGGUGGCCACUGGUCCCCUUUCUCUCAGAGCUUCCACUCAUGGUCUCGUCAUCAACAUCAUUCAUUCUCUUUGCACUUGUUCACAGCUUCACUUUAGUGAGGAGACCAAGCAAGUUUUAAGGCUGAGCUUGACUGAGUUCUCUCUGCCCAAGUUUUAUUUGCUGUUUGGGAUCAGCAAGGUGAAGUCAGCCGCGGUCAUAGCGUUCCGAUCCAGCUAUCGAGACAGGUCCUUUUCACCUGGCUCCUAUGAAAGGGAGACUUUUGCACUGACUUCCUUGGAAACUGUUACUGAAGCUUUGCUGGAGAUCAUGGAGGCUUGUAUGAGGGAUAUCCCAACGUGCAAGUGGCUGGACCAGUGGACUGAACUAGCUCAAAAGUUUGCAUUCCAGUAUAACCCCUCCCUGCAGCCGAGAGCACUUGUUGUCUUCGGCUGCAUAAGUAAACGCGUGUCUCAUGGACAAAUCAAACAAAUCAUCCGAAUUCUUAGCAAGGGACUUGAGAGCUGUUUAAAAGGCCCUGAUAAUUACAACAGCCAAGUUCUAAUAGAAGCUACAGUUAUAGCACUCACCAAGCUGCAGCCCCUCCUUAAUAAGGACUCCCCCAUGCACAAGGCUCUCUUCUGGGUAGCGAUGGCGGUCCUGCAGCUGGACGAAGUGAACUUGUACUCUGCAGGCACAGCACUGCUGGAGCAGAACCUGCACACCUUGGAUAGCCUCCGGGUGUUCAACGAUAAGAGCCCAGAAGAGGUGUUCAUGGAGAUCAGGAGACCACUCGAAUGGCACUGCAAGCAGAUGGAUCAUUUUGUGGGGCUCAAUUUCAACUCCAACUUCAACUUUGCACUAGUGGGACACCUCCUGAAAGGGUACAGGCAUCCUUCUCCUACCACUGUAGCCAGAACAGUGAGGAUUUUACAUACACUACUCGCUCUGGUUAACAAACACAGGAACUGUGACAAGUUCGAGGUGAACACCCAGAGUGUGGCUUACCUAGCAGCUUUGCUGACAGUAUCGGAGGAAGUUCGAAGUCGCUGCAGCCUAAAACAUAGGAAGUCUCUCUUGUUGACAGACGUUUCAAUGGAAAAUGUUCCUAUGGAUACAUAUCCCAUACACCACAGUGACACUAGCUAUAGGACACUAAAGGAAAAUCAACCCUGGUCGUCACCCAAGGGGUCAGACAGACACCUGGCUGCCAGUUACCCGACAGUGGGACAGAUAAGCCCUCGAACACGAAAGUCCAUGAGUCUGGAUAUGGGGCAGCCUUCACAAGCCAACACUAAAAAGCUUCUAGGUACAAGGAAAAGUUUUGACCAUUUGAUAUCGGACACAAAGGCUCCUAAAAGGCAAGACAUGGAAUCUGGAAUCACAACGCCUCCCAAAAUGAGGAGAGUAGCCGAAAAUGAUUAUGAAAUGGAAACCCAGAGAAUAUCACCACAGCAACACCCGCAUCUUCGAAAAGUUUCUGUUUCUGAGUCAAAUGUCCUCCUAGAUGAAGAAGUUCUGACUGACCCAAAAAUUCAAGCACUGCUGCUUACAGUUCUCGCAACGCUGGUGAAGUACACUACCGAUGAGUUCGACCAGCGGAUUCUCUACGAGUAUCUAGCAGAAGCCAGCGUUGUCUUCCCAAAGGUCUUUCCCGUUGUGCAUAAUUUAUUGGAUUCCAAGAUCAAUACGCUUUUAUCGCUGUGCCAGGAUCCAAAUUUGUUGAAUCCAAUUCACGGGAUUGUUCAAAGUGUUGUCUACCACGAAGAGUCUCCACCCCAAUACCAAACUUCCUAUCUACAGAGUUUUGGAUUUAAUGGGUUAUGGAGGUUUGCCGGCCCGUUUUCUAAGCAAACACAAAUCCCAGACUAUGCCGAGCUCAUAGUCAAGUUCCUCGAUGCCUUGAUUGACACGUAUUUGCCUGGAAUUGAUGAGGAAGCCAGUGAAGAGUCUCUGCUGACGCCCACGUCUCCGUACCCCCCCGCCGUGCAGAGCCAGCUGAGCAUUACUGCCAACCUCAACCUCUCCAAUUCCAUGACCUCGCUUGCCACGUCCCAGCACUCCCCAGCUUCUCUGCCUUGCUCUAAAUCUGCAGUUUUCAUGCAGCUUCCUCAUCCAGGUACACUCUACUUUCAUCAUAUUUGCACGCGAUGCUGCUUGGUCUGCUUUAGGGUUGGGCUUGUGGCAUGAGAAGUUGGUUACUGACCCUUCUGACACGGGAAUGGCUUCAGUGGAAGUGCUGAGCUGCUCUGUUCUUGUGUGACGCUAAUGACACCCGAUGGUACGAAUGAUAGCUGGUGAGAGAGCAGGCAAAGAACCUCACAGCCCCAAGAACAAGAUAAAUUUGGUAAUAGAGGAGUGGGCGCUCGGUAUGUGAAGGGACUCUGCUGCGGAGGAACCGUUUCAUGUGCGCUCACUGGAAGUUGCCUUUAACUUUGGUUACACACCACCGGCAGACAGAGACGAGUCUUUGGACUAAACUGCAGCAGAGAAGCUCGAUCAAACGGGUACUCGCCACCAUUUGAUUUCUGCUUCUAUGUGGCGAAGUAAGGAAAAGCUGCGGAGGAGGGUUUUCUGCUCACACCUCUGGGUUGCUUCCCUCUUCCCCUGGUAGUCUGUGGGUUUGGUAAGCUCAGACCCGCGCAGGGAGGGCGGGAGGAGGCAGCCUGCGGCCAGGCUCUGCGGGAGUUCUGAGAUUGCCCCUCUGCGUGUGUGAGGGGGGAGCGGCCUCUUGGGUCUUGCUGCUGCCAGUGAGAAGCAGUUUCUGAAGGGAAUGAGACGGGACUCUGGGAGAUGUCGCUUAUAGUAACGGGGUUCUGUUCUAACCUUUGCGCUCGCUGCCAGACAUCCUCAUUUUUGCUGCUGACUGUUCUUUUAGCCUCUUGCAUAAGAACACCCUUCCUGCUCUUCGUGUACCGUAAGUGUCGAGUGUUGCUGAACACCCAGCAGAGACUCGCUUUGUUGCAGAGCUACUGUGACAGCUACGCUGAGAUACUGCUACAGGAGGGAUUAACUCGUAGGAGCGCCGGCAGUAACUGAUGGGAACAGGUCUGCACUGAACAGGAAUCCCACCUCCUGUAUCUUCAGGUUGCUCUGUCCAAAGCUGUGCAGAGUAACGGCUCGUAACCCAGGGCUUUCAUGUCAGCAUGAAGCUGACACUAGACCAGUCCGUUUUUGAGGUUGGUUUGAGGUUACUCUUGUAGGGAACCGUAAGGGAGUUACCCAGUCCUGCAGAGAGCACCCGGAGCUGCUCCCUGGUGCAUGCACGGGGUACAGAGCCUGCUGGUUUCACCCCACCCCGUACUCCAGGGGCCUCCUCCGGCCUUCGGUGGGGCUGGACCUUGUAAGGGCCCCCCCUCGCCCCUGCUCUGUGUUUCCUGUGAUCCCCGGCUUAGGAAACUGUUUCUUUAGUUGUACUCAUUAAAAGUGAAUUGUUGAUUUUUCUUUUUUUUGCUCUCAGUUUACCAGGGUUUAAACCGUUCUAAUUGGUGUCUACACUUUGACACUCAACUCUUCCAGUGAAUUCCCACAUCAGUUCCGUUUCUGCUGAAUGCAGAAUGAGCCAGCGACGCCUUUCGUGCCUCCUGGCAGCGGGACCGAGUCCUCCAAACACCGAUCCGUACGUUAUGUCCUUUUCCUGAUCUUUAUUUGGGAGCCAAGAUUCAGUGCUGAGGGGAAUCGUAGGUACUUGAUUACACAUGGAUCUCCUCUGGUAGCAAGAAUCAGCCUCUGCUGUUGUGGCAGGACCCUGCGGGUUCAGGAACGAACCUUCCCCACGCCGCGGCUCCCCCGUUCAGUCGCAGCCCUUGAUUCCUGGCUGGAAGCAGCCGCCCGUCUGGCAGCCUGUCGGCUCUUCUCCUAGAGAUGCAAAAGCCAGAAGAGACUUGAGUCAGACUCUUUCCUUUGCUCAGUCUUCUCAGACCCAGAAGGGGCUUUGCGGCCCGGGAGAUGUUCGUGUUUUCAGCAGGUACAAACGCGGGUAUGAAAACUUUGUGGAUGGAGGGGAACCCUUCGUCUGCUCUUUCCUGUAUUAGAUAAAAUCCCUGCUUCUGUUGUAAGAGCCGACUACGUGAGCUCGGUGAAACUCGAGACCAGUUCAUCUCUGCUUUCAUGUUGUAGGAAAGCAGCGUAGAUCAAAGCCGAUCAGCCAGUGCUUACAGGCCAACGUAUUUUAUCUUUUAUUGUUGGAGACUGGUUAAACUACCAGCAGAUUCAAUCUGCAACUUUGAGGAGGGAAAAAUUAAAAGUAUUUGAAGGAGUCGCGUUGCAGUGUGAUAAGCCCUGUGCAGGGGAGCGUGUAGGUCUGUGAGCAGGCGUCGCGCUUUAGCACGUGGAGGUGUUUUAUCUGGUCAGAGUCCGGGCUCUCGCUGAGCACAGGGUCCUACAUCUGGCCCUGAAAAAAAUUAUAUUUCAUACUCCAGAGCUGCAGGGAAAUCGCCGUGUCAGACUUGUCAUUUGUGAGACAUCAGCGACAGUGAAACAGUGUCCCCCUGGCUCCAGCAGUGGCGCCUGCCUGGGGCACAGCCUCUUCCCUCCACUGCUGCUGCGCGGGGCGGGGGGUCUGGGACCAGCACGGUGCUGGGGGGGCUGCGCCUGCCCCGCUCCUCCAGGGGAGCCCCGGGGAGCCCCAGCUCAGAUGGGGCUGUGCCAGGAGAGGGAGGGAGCAGCGCUGGGGGCGUUCAACAUCUGGGGGCCGGGUCUGCCCGCGGGGCACGCUGAGCGAUUGCCUUUGCAUCACUUGUUUUCUUUUGCUUUCUUUCUCCUUCCACACCUCCCUCACCUAACCAGGCUUUUUAGUUUUGGUUUGAUCAGGACACCCAAGUUUUCUCGCUUUUACUCUUCUGUCCUCCCCCCCGGCCACGCUGGGGUGGAGGGGGGUGAGCGCGCGGCUGCGUGGUGCUUCCCUGCCUGCUGGGGCGAAGCUACCACAAAGAGUAUUUUAUUUUUUUUCGAAACCACCCCGUGACCAGGUUCCGCAGCGCUUUCCCAGGCAGGCGGCACUGCUGCUGGUGCGCGUUGCCAAACGCUGUUUGACCGAACCCCGCGUGUCAGCAUGGCGGAGUUGGGCCGUGUGUGGGCCGCGCCGUCCCCUCCUUGUCCAGGCCCGUGACCCCAGCGCGGG
Messenger RNA from Athene cunicularia (burrowing owl), 11442 nucleotides. It is a transcript of the gene NF1, whose product is annotated as neurofibromin 1. The record is from RefSeq and is a predicted model, not a curated record. Bases 231 to 8510 code for a protein of 2759 amino acids. The transcript is spliced from 58 exons. Gene Ontology annotation, biological process: regulation of GTPase activity. Lineage: Eukaryota; Metazoa; Chordata; Aves; Strigiformes; Strigidae.